Messenger RNA from Clupea harengus (Atlantic herring), 2802 nucleotides. Its product is annotated as serine/threonine-protein kinase NIM1. Gene Ontology annotation, biological process: intracellular signal transduction; microtubule cytoskeleton organization; protein phosphorylation. Gene Ontology annotation, cellular component: cytoplasm. The record is from RefSeq and is a predicted model, not a curated record. Lineage: Eukaryota; Metazoa; Chordata; Actinopteri; Clupeiformes; Clupeidae. Gene Ontology annotation, molecular function: tau-protein kinase activity; ATP binding.
CCGGGUCUGUGUGUGAGACCUCUGUGCUUGUCUGCUCCCUAUGUGUCUACCCAUUAGUUGUCUGGUCUGGUAAUGAGUGUCUGUUUCACAGGACCUGUGCCUCUUGUCCUUCGUCUUGGCCUGGGUUUGGGUCAGCACUGUAAUGCUCUUGGCUACUGGGUAUAUAUUACUGUGGAAAGCUGCGUGAAAUCAUGGUCAGCGAUCGGCCAAACACCUCUGGAGAAAGUGCAACUGCAGCAGGUAGUCACCUCAAAGCCUGCUGUCUGGCAGAGGGCAUCAACCCUCUCUGGAGGAUUAGCGUGCCUUGAGACAACACAGCGCAGCAUGUGGCCAAGAGCGCAGUCACUCUAGGAGCAGCAGGUGAGAGGAAGACAGGGACAGGGAGAGGAACUUGACCUAUCGGAGUGGCACCACCGUCUGUGGAGGAAUCGUGGGACAGAAAAAUACUUGACAGACACAGACUGAUAAACUGGCAGAGACAGAAAAGGGGGAACACCCACCAUUAGAAGAGUGUCUUGGAUUGUCUUUAAGUUUAAAGUAAAGAUUUCUGACUGGACAAAUGUUACUGGCUGUAUCUCCUCAUUUCGGGGACUGCUUGGGGACAUCUACUUGGGAGCAAGGGAAGGGCAGACUCGACCCUCUUGUUUUAAUGCUGAUUUGAAGCAAUGACAGAUGAGCCAUUUUCAACACUUGGCAGAUAGCAAACGGUUUGAAGAAAAACUAUCAGCAGACUUUUCUUUGUGUUAUUCAUCCAUCUUCUUGAACACCUCUUAAAGCAAUAUUUGGAGACAUUAUCUGCAUUCUGUUUGGCUGUAGGACGCAGGAGUCAACAGACACACAAUGCCCUCCUACCAAAAAGUGAUUACCCCCCACAUCAUCUGCAGGGCUGAAGUCAAAGUGACGGAGGCAAGGAAGAGUGCAGUGAAUGAUGGGAAGACGGAGGCCUCAGAGAGUCUCCCUGUGGAUACAGAGGUGCAGCCUAAACGGACUCCUUUCGCACAGGCUGUGUACGACCUCUCCCAUGUGGAGAAAGUGACCAACGACCUGGCUUUCGUCCCCAGGGUGGGACUCUAUGAGCUAGGAGGAGAGAUUGGCAGCGGGAACUUCUCUAAGGUUAAGAUGGGGGUGCACGACCUGACAAAAGUGAGGGUCGCCAUCAAAAUACUGGACAAAACGUGCCUGGACAAGCGCUCCCAGCGGAUGUUCUCAUCUGAGAUCGCUUGCAUGGAGAAACUGUCGCAUCCCAACAUAGUGCGCCUGUAUGAGGUUGUGGAGACCCUGCAGCGGCUUCAUCUGGUGAUGGAGUACGCAGGCGGAGGAGAGCUCUAUUACCGCAUCAUCAAUAGGGGGCGGCUCCCUGACUUGGAGGGCAAGCUGGUCUUCUCACAGAUCCUGGCAGCAGUCAAUCACAUGCAUGAUAAUAACAUCGUGCACAGGGAUCUGAAAGCAGAGAACAUUUUCUACUCCACCAGUUGCUGCAUCAAAGUGGGGGACUUUGGCUUCAGCACUGAGUGCCAGCCCGACGCUAUCCUGAAAACUUUCUGCGGCUCGCCACACUACUCUGCCCCCGAGCUCUUCAGGGAGAAGUCCUACGUCGGCCGCUACGUAGAUGCGUGGGCUCUGGGUGUGCUUCUGUACUUCAUGGUAACUGGCAGCCUGCCAUUCUCCGCAGCCAACCUUGGCCGUCUGAAGUACUGCAUCCUGCAGGGCUCCUACACCAUCCCCGCGUACGUUCCCAACAGCUGUCAGCACCUCAUCCGAGGCUUGCUAAAGGCCAUCCCGGUCGAGCGCCUCUCUGUGGCUCAGAUGAUGACCAGCGCGUGGCUGAAGGGGAUGGAGUACGCCCAGGCGUACCCUUGCACCUGCCUCACCCCCGCGCACUUGGCCGACCCCACGUGGCAGCUGAGUGUGGAGGAGCACGAGGUGAAAGCAGCGCUGGAGGAGCUGGGCGUCGGGCAGGCGCAGCUGCUGAAUAACUGCGGGCCGGGAGCGGACUCGCGCAGUCCCGUCACGGGGGUAUACCGCAUCCUGCUGCACUGCGCCCAGAAAAGGACAACGGUGAAGGCAGGGGGGUACACUGCGUUUCAGCCCUCAGGCUUCCAGCCGGCCCGACGCUGGUCUGUCCCCACCACGGUGCUGAGGAGGGAGGCACCAUCCAGUGUGUGCUCCAUCCUGUAGAACAGUCCAUGUCUGAGCGGCAGGAAGACAGUAUGAUGACCCACAUCAGCCUAUAUUGUUUCUGGUCUAUGUAUUUCUGUGUAGGUGCAAGGCCCAGGGUUAAAUGGAACAUAAUGGGAUAUUUAUUUUUUUGUUUGUUUGUAUGUUUGCACAAAAAAUGUCACACAGUUUUACCUAUUUUAACCAUGUUUUUCAUUUUCUUUUUUUUAAAGGUACAAUGUGGUUCAGAUUUUUUGUAGAAAAUAAAUGAAUAGCAAUUAUCUAAUAGUCCCCAAUGUUCUGGACCAUGGGGACUAAGAAAUAAGAAAUGAAACAAAAACAUCAGAUGAUAAAAAUACAUAGGAUCUUUACACUGUUGCUUCCUGCAUCUGUAUCAUCAUGGAAGGGCUACAAACAUGAUUGUUUCAGAUUAUUAGGCUACAUAUUGCAUAAUUAUAUGAAUAAUUCACUUCAUCCAAGAUUUUGAUGAAUGAACCAAGAUGACCAAAAGAGUCCAAAAGGGGGCACUGGUGUUCAGAACACGAGCACACUUUGUACAUACAACUGCAUUAGAUGUAUCAUUGUGGUGGCUGGAUGUAUUGCAUCAGUAUGUAUGUAAAUGCUAUAAUAAAAAAUCUCAAUAUA